GCAGGCCGGCCAGCUCCGCCUGCACCGCCCGCGGGCUCCGGAGCCCCAGCUGCAGAAUGUGGGUGCCAGGCGGGCGGGGCGGGCCUGAUUGAGGCCGCAGGGGCGGGGUUCCAGGGCGACCGGGACCCGCCCGGCCACGAUGCGGAACAGGAAGCACUGCGGUGCGCGGCGGGUUUCAGAGGACCCGUGAAAUCCGGGGUCCUUGCCUUCCGAUCUGCACGCGUUGUGGGAUGCCGAGCUCCAGGGCCAGUGGGGUCUUACAGGUUCAUGGCUAAGACCUGGACAUCAUCUGCACCUUCCCUGGGAUUCCAAUUUCCUCGUGGAUCUGAGUCGUGGCUGCGGGCAGCUGCUGGGCCGGAGGAAUGGCUGCUCUCCGAUUUGGGUUUGGAAGGCUGAAUUCUCAUCUGUGGAAGAGAAGGAGUUUCUUGCUGUUGAAACUCACAGCUUUUGUCUGUUCCGUGCUUCUGUUUUGUGAAUUUUUUAUCUAUUACUUAGUGAUCCUUCGGUGUAAUUGGCCCGAGGUGAAAACUGCAGCCCGUGACCGGGAACCAGGGACUCUCAAACCUGUCCUGAACGCCAUGUUUUUGGCUGACACCCACUUGCUUGGGGAAAUCAGAGGCCACUGGCUAGACAAGUUACGGAGGGAGUGGCAAAUGGAGAGAGCCUUCCAGACGGCUCUGUGGUUGCUGCAGCCGGAAGUCGUCUUCAUUCUGGGAGACAUCUUUGAUGAAGGGAAGUGGAGCUCCCCCCAGGCCUGGGCGGACGAUGUGGAGAGGUUUCAGAAAAUGUUCAGACACCCAGGUCACGUGCAGCUGAAGGUAGUUGUUGGCAACCACGACAUUGGCUUCCACUACCAGAUGAGCAGAUACAGAAUAAAACGAUUUGAGAAAGUUUUCAACCCUGAAAGGCUGUUUUCAUGGAAAGGAAUUAAUUUUGUGAUGGUCAACAGCGUGGCCCUGGAAGGGGAUGGCUGCAGCAUUUGCUCUGAAGCAGAAGCCGAGCUCGUGGACAUUUCUCGCCGGCUGAACUGCUCCCGAGAGGAGCUGCGCCCGGGCCGGUGUGGGGAUGGGCAGCCGCCGCCGGCCUCGGCCCCCGUGCUUCUGCAGCACUUCCCGCUUUACCGGCCGAGCGACGCCAACUGCUCUGGGGAGGACGCCGCGCCCCCGGAGGAGAAGGCCAUCCCCUUUAAGGAGAGAUACGACGUGCUCUCUCGGGCGGCCUCACAGAAGCUGCUGUGGUGGCUGCAGCCGCGCCUGGUGCUGAGCGGCCACACGCACAGCGGCUGCGAGGUGCUCCACGGGGCGCGGGUCCCCGAGGUCAGCGUGCCGUCCUUCAGUUGGAGGAACAGAAACGACCCCAGCUUCAUCGUGGGCAGCUUGACGCCCACGGAGUAUGCCCUGGCCAAGUGCUACCUUCCCCUGGAGGACACGGUUCUGAUCACGUACUGUGCGGCAGCGGGCUUCCUUGUGGUCCUCGUGCUGGUCCACCUCGGACUUGUAGCCUCACCUGUUCUUUUUGGCUAUAAGCUGCUCAGAAAGUUUAAGACCAUGUGAAGAGCAGGAGACCUUUUGCACUUAGUAAUCGAUAUCAAAGCCAAAGGAAAACGGAACUUCAGGCCGUGCUCACGUGAGGUGAGGCCCAAGGAGACUGUCUGGAUGCGCACCACAGAAAUGCUAACUCACGGAUGCAAAUUACGGCAGAAUAAAUAGUUGACUGUACUGUUCUCAUGCUAUGAAAAUGGAACGUGUACUCCACGACAAGUCUGUUUUCUCAUUUCCCCCCCCCCAAAUGUAUGUGGAAAUAGAGAUUGUAUCUGUACACUAUGUAAAUGCUAUUAAUUAACGUCAUCACGUGCAUGCACUGGACAGGCCUUCCUUCCCCGAGAGGGGGGCUGAGGCGUGCACACACCAACCAUCGGGUUUGCGCCUGUCCUCCUACCACGUUGUUCUCAAAGUCCUAUGUAUUAGAAAGCUGUACAGUGAAAAUAAAACCACAGGUGACACGAGGAGGGAUAUACAGUAUUGUCUACAAGACUUAAAAAGCAAUGUAAUUUUCUCUCUAGCAGACUGAGGUGUUAAAUUGCAACUUAAUGCCUAUCAAUGAUGAAAAUAAAUUUGAAAAAUGGGUGAGGAAGGGCUUUUGUAUUUAAAAAUAAAUAUCUUGGUAAUUUAAGCCAGA
This is a messenger RNA of Pipistrellus kuhlii (Kuhl's pipistrelle), 2178 nucleotides long. RefSeq names its product metallophosphoesterase 1 (gene MPPE1). NCBI's taxonomy places the organism in Eukaryota, Metazoa, Chordata, Mammalia, Chiroptera, Vespertilionidae. Bases 363 to 1553 code for a protein of 396 amino acids. The transcript is spliced from 10 exons. Gene Ontology annotation, cellular component: endoplasmic reticulum-Golgi intermediate compartment. Gene Ontology annotation, molecular function: phosphoric diester hydrolase activity. Gene Ontology annotation, biological process: GPI anchor biosynthetic process; endoplasmic reticulum to Golgi vesicle-mediated transport. The record is from RefSeq and is a predicted model, not a curated record.